AUGGAGCUCAGCGAGAUUGUUGUGACUGAACAUCCCAACAAGAGGGAGCUGUACAAGGAGAUGCCAAGAGCCCAGGACCCGCUGUGGAGAAAUGGAAACUGGAUCCACCAUAGUUUUGGGUAUCUCACAGGAGAAAUGAACGAAUAUGGAGAGUGGAUGAAAAACAAGCCCUUCGUGGUUCAGCUGGUGGACUGGAUUUUGCGAGGGACCUCUCAGGUGAUGUUUGUCAACAACCCUCUCAGCGGGUUGAUCAUUUUAGUGGGGCUUUUCAUCCAGAGCCCCUGGUGGAUGCUCACGGGCUGCACUGGAACCACUGUGUCCACGUUAACUGCACUGGCCCUCAGCCAGGACAGGUCAUCCAUUGCAGCUGGGCUGCACGGCUACAAUGGGAUGCUGGUGGGCCUGCUGAUGGCCGUCUACUCUGACAAAGGGGAUUACUACUGGUGGCUUCUGCCCCCUGUGGCAGUGAUUUCCAUGGCCUGCCCAGUACUGUCCAGUGCUUUGGGAUCCAUCUUCAGCAAAUGGGACAUUCCUGUUUUCACUCUGCCCUUCAACACUGCAGUGACCCUGUACCUGGCAGCCACAGGACACUACAAUCCCUUCUUUCCCACAACCCUCAUCAAACCGGUAGCUGCAGUGCCCAAUAUCACCUGGUCUGACAUCAAUGUGCCCCUGCUCUUACAAUCCAUCCCAGUUGGGAUUGGACAAGUGUAUGGUUGUGGAAACCCCUGGACUGGAGGCAUUUUCCUUGUGGCUCUGCUCAUCUCCUCCCCACUGAUUUGUUUACAUGCUGCAAUUGGAUCAGCCGUGGGGAUGUUUGCAGCUCUGAGCAUUGCAUCCCCGUUUGACAGCAUCUACCUUGGCUUGCACAACUACAACUGUGCCCUGGCCUGCAUUGCCAUCGGGGGCAUGUUCUACGCCCUGACCUGGCAGACACAUUUGCUCUCACUUGCCUGUGCAUUAUUUUGUGCCUACUCCGGAGCAGCUCUUGCUAAUGCCCUCUCUGUGCUUGGGCUGCCAGUGUGCACCUGGCCUUUCUGCCUCUCCGCGCUGCUCUUCCUGCUGAUAACCUCAGAAAACCCAGCCAUCUACAAAAUGCCCCUCUGCAAAGUCACCCACCCAGAAGCCAACCGGAUCUACUACCUGAGAAUGCGGAGAAGGGCCUCGGAGAGCAGGAGGGAAGAGCAGAAGAGAAAGGAGCAGAAACCCUCUGACAACUCAAAAAUUAACACCGGGGGCACCCCACUGUGCACCCCCAAGAGCCGCCACGCUCACUGA
This is a messenger RNA of Lonchura striata (white-rumped munia), 1278 nucleotides long. Its product is annotated as urea transporter 2. Gene Ontology annotation, cellular component: membrane. Gene Ontology annotation, molecular function: urea transmembrane transporter activity. Lineage: Eukaryota; Metazoa; Chordata; Aves; Passeriformes; Estrildidae. Gene Ontology annotation, biological process: urea transmembrane transport. The record is from RefSeq and is a predicted model, not a curated record.